Messenger RNA from Fonsecaea nubica, 1194 nucleotides. RefSeq lists its product as hypothetical. The record is from RefSeq and is a predicted model, not a curated record. NCBI's taxonomy places the organism in Eukaryota, Fungi, Ascomycota, Eurotiomycetes, Chaetothyriales, Herpotrichiellaceae. The coding region runs from base 1 to 1194 and encodes 397 amino acids. Gene Ontology annotation, biological process: polyketide metabolic process. The transcript has 2 exons.
AUGGUGCGUGUAGAAAUUGGCGGCAGGCCCAUCAUUGAUGUUGACACCCGUCCGGGAGAUGUCGGGCGCCUCAAGCAACAGAUCCGGCAGAGGAUAAGGGGAGGUGGUCGGAGUGUCCAUCUGAGCUGGACGACGACCACUCCUCGGCUUGUCCUGACAAGUGACACUGAAGAUUUUGAUCCGACGAUCAUAUCAUACUUCCAGGAGGAAGGUUUUCAGCUGAGCUAUCUCCAAUAUACAGGAGAUAAGGCGUCUUAUAUGGCACAGCUGCAACACUUACAAGACCCCUUGGAGCUGGGGGAGCGCUACGCCAUCGUAGCGUACGGCGACGCCGCAAGCCUGGUUCUGGAAGCCUGUAUGAAGCCCAUGCCCAAGCUUGUUGCCGUAGUCGCCUACUACCCAGACCAUGUCCCGAAGACCACAACCGGUUUCCCUCCGACCCUGAAUGUGUUGAUCCACUUGGCCGCUUCGCAGAGAUGGGGCACCCGGUUCCCGUCGUACCGCUAUGAGAAUACCGAGCCCGGGUUCGCCGAACACGACCUGGACGAGUUCGACAAGAUCGGUGCCUCGUUGGCCUGGUCCCGAACACUUGGUGUGCUUCGCUUGGCCUUCGACAUCGAGGGACCAGACAUCGAAACCAUCUGGGAAGCUCACACGCGACUCGAGUUUGGGGAGAAGGACGCCGACAAGACCAUGGCGACCAUGGUGCCUCAGCCGUACGUGAACCAUGUGCCCACCAUGACGGGCGGGAUCGGACACGACCAGCUUCGCCGGUUCUACGACGAAUUUUUCAUGCCCAACAACCCACCAGACAUGCGGAUCAGGCUGCUGAGCCGGACCGUGGGCGUCAACAGGGUGGUCGACGAGAUGUUCGUAUCCUUCACCCACACCACCGAGAUCCCCUGGAUGCUGCCCGGCGUGCCGCCCACGGACAAAAAAGUGGAAGUGGUGCUAGUAAGCGUGGUGGCCUUCCGUGGUGGCAGGCUGUUCCACGAGCACAUCCACUGGGACCAGGCGACCGUGCUCGUGCAGAUCGGACUGCUGGAUCCGAAAUACGUUCCCAAGACGUUCAAGACAGCCGAGGAAGGGCGGGAGGAUGAGGUCGAGAGGCUGCCUGUUUGGGGAAGGGAGGCCGCGAGGAAGGUUCUGGACGAGGACAGUUCGCAGAGCAACGAGCUGAUUCCAGAUUGGUGA